CUGUAGCGCCAGGAAGCAAAAGGCAGGCCUUUCUUUACCAUCCUCGCCUCUCCCCCUUCGCUGCCUCCGAGACGACGACGCGGGCCGCCGCCAUGCCGAAGCUGAGCAAAGAGUCCAAGCAGCGCCUGCAGCACUUGUUCAAGGGCGGGCAGUUUGCCAUCCGGUGGGGCUUCAUCCCGGUAGUACUCUAUCUAGGUUUUAAGAGAGGUGCGGAUCCUGGAAUGCCUGAGCCAACCGUUUUGAGUCUGCUUUGGGGAUGAAGGAGUUAACCACACCAUUCUGGAAGCCGCUGCUGAGCAGGAAAAAAAAGAUGGAGAUGCACACAUUCCAAUGGCUAGAAAAACAGCACUGAGCUAUGCCACUGGCAAGCAGACUUCCCUGACAACAUGGAAUAUGCUUACAACAGAAUGGAAUUUCCGUUGGUCUAAUUUAUUUGUGUUGCACUUUCAUUUUUUCCCUUUAGAAUAAAUAUUUUGUCUGAAA
Messenger RNA from Zootoca vivipara (common lizard), 483 nucleotides. It is a transcript of the gene TOMM7, whose product is annotated as translocase of outer mitochondrial membrane 7. Gene Ontology annotation, cellular component: mitochondrial outer membrane translocase complex. The record is from RefSeq and is a predicted model, not a curated record. Gene Ontology annotation, biological process: protein import into mitochondrial matrix. NCBI's taxonomy places the organism in Eukaryota, Metazoa, Chordata, Lepidosauria, Squamata, Lacertidae.